Messenger RNA from Varanus komodoensis (Komodo dragon), 3950 nucleotides. It is a transcript of the gene S1PR1, whose product is annotated as sphingosine-1-phosphate receptor 1. NCBI's taxonomy places the organism in Eukaryota, Metazoa, Chordata, Lepidosauria, Squamata, Varanidae. Gene Ontology annotation, molecular function: sphingosine-1-phosphate receptor activity. The record is from RefSeq and is a predicted model, not a curated record. Gene Ontology annotation, cellular component: membrane. Gene Ontology annotation, biological process: angiogenesis; sphingosine-1-phosphate receptor signaling pathway. Bases 1040 to 2179 code for a protein of 379 amino acids. The transcript has 3 exons.
GGGCGGCGAGCCCACCGGCCCCGCGCGCCCCGUCCCGCUGCGCCCCCCGCCUCGCUCUCCGCGGCCGGCCCGCGGCUGCUCAAGAGUUAAGAAGUGGCCCUCUGGAGGAGCAGAAUCGCCGGAAACUCCCAGGCUGGCCUUUGCCAAGGGGGGCGUUUUAAAUGAGCCGCGGAGGCAGCCCGGCUUUUGUUACGCGACUUGGGCCGGCUUGCGGGCCGGGCGAUGCCUCCGGAGAGGGAGCAGCGUCCUGCCUGAGCGAGUAACGUGGGAAUCCGACUGGCCGACCGCACGGAAUCGGAGGGUCUUUGGAACGGGCUAUGACUUAGACGUGCAUGUGCGUGCAAGUUUGCUCAUGCUGACUGAGAAUGAGUCCCACCGUGUUCAGUCAAAGUGCGCGUAAAAAUUGCAGCCUUCAGCCCUCUUCGCAGUUGUUGCUACUAGUCAGGAAAACUUAAGCCGCCCGACAGAAACUGACGGGAACGGAGAAGCAGUUGCUCGAGAGUAAGCUGCAUUCAUCCGGUGCAGUAAAGUCCCCAAGACUGCUGUGACAGAGCGUGGGAGGCGAGUUCGCUAACUUGUCUCUGGACUUCGCGCCUCGUAACCGAACGUGUGAACGGCCUCUGCUUGGGAGGGUUCUGGCUGAGCCGAUAGGAAAGACUGUCUCUGGUAUUUGAUUUCCGACGACUGUUUCACCCGUGCCAAUCGUUCUCUGAUGUUGCAGGCGACUGAUAAAAUGAGCUUGCAUAUAAAAACACAACCCCCGGAGGCUAACUUCGAAGGCUCCAGUGAAAUCAGUUCUCAUGGCUGAUGGCACAGAAUUGACCGAGAGGGUGAUCUCUGAAUAUGUGUGCAUAGGCUGCGGGACAGCGGAGGAUUAACAUAAUUAAUAAGGAUUGUGGUUUUUGAGAUCACUCAGAAGGUGAUAGACAUUAGAGCUGUAGACAUUGGGACGUUGCGGCCACCAAGGACAGCUGGUGACAUUCCUGCCCUAAGUCACCGCUUGGCAGCUGUCUGGAGAACUGCAAUCCAGGCUGCAACCAUGGAUGUUAUCAGCAGCCCCCAUGGGAAGAACCUCAAUGAAGUCAGCGACUAUGUCAACCACGCCAUCAUUAAGCGGCAUUACAACUUCACAGGGAAGCUGAAUGAGAACAUGGACACUAAAAUCAAAGCCACUUCAGUGGUCUUUAUCAUCAUAUGUUGCUUCAUUAUCCUGGAGAACAUAUUUGUCUUACUGACUAUCUGGAAAACCAAGAAGUUCCACAGACCCAUGUAUUACUUCAUUGGGAACUUGGCACUCUCUGAUUUGCUGGCUGGGGUGGCUUACAUUGCCAACCUCUUGCUGUCUGGGCCCACGACCUAUACGCUCACCCCUGCCCAGUGGUUUCUUAGAGAAGGGAGUAUGUUUGUGGCAUUGUCUGCUUCAGUCUUCAGCCUCCUGGCCAUUGCUAUCGAGAGAUACAUUACAAUGCUGAAGAUGAAACUCCACAAUGGCAGCAAUAGCUUCCGCUCAUUCCUGCUCAUCAGUGCCUGCUGGGUCAUCUCUGUGAUAUUAGGAGGUCUCCCGAUCAUGGGGUGGAACUGCAUUGGUCUCCUAACAAGUUGUUCGACCGUGUUGCCCCUCUACCACAAGCAUUACAUCCUCUUCUGCAUCACUGUGUUCACUGGCCUCCUGCUGUCCAUUGUGGUUCUGUACUGCAGAAUCUAUAUCUUGGUAAGGACAAGAAGCCGCCGGCUGACCUUUCGGAAGAACGCGGCCAAAGCCACCCGGAGCUCAGAGAAAUCUCUGGCUCUGCUUAAGACGGUGAUCAUCGUUUUAAGUGUCUUCAUUGUCUGCUGGUCUCCUUUGUUCAUCCUUUUCUUGCUAGAUGUGAAAUGCAAAGUCAAGUCUUGCCCUAUUCUCUUCAAAACGGAGUAUUUCUUAGUAUUGGCAGUUCUCAACUCAGCUACUAAUCCAAUCAUUUAUACGCUAACCAACAAGGAGAUGCGGAGGGCCUUUUUCAAAAUUGUGCGGUGCUGUAAGUGUCCCACCACAGAUUCUGGGACCAAAUUCAAGAGGCCGAUCAUUGGAGGAAUAGAGUUUAGCCGAAGCCGGUCAGACAAUUCCUCCCAUCCGCAGAAAGAUGAGGGUGAUUCUCCAGAGACUAUUGUAUCUUCGGGUAAUGUCACUUCCUCUUCUUAGGAGUUCUUGCAAAGAGGAGGCAUGAGAACCUUAAAGGCUGCUCACUUGUCUCCUACCUGAAAGAGGAGAGCUAUGGGGAAAGAGAUCACUCUGAGGUGGGAAGUGGGCACUUACUAGCGUGCCGUUGACAGCAUCAGAUGGAUGGUGCGACUGGAAAAUAUUUCCCACUGGUAGCUGCUUGUGUGUGGGCUUUGUGCUGAGACAGCUUCAGGUUGUUAGGAACAUUCCUGACUGACGUUAACUCUGAAAGACUGGAACCUUGGUAAACCAGCAUAUUUCUGAAUGAGAGUGUCAUUGGGGGUGGAAAGAAGGCAUCUUCCUAUGUUCUCUUCUUCCUAAAACAAAUGUGAACUCCCUGAAACAAAGUUCUUGCUGUUUUUGAAUGAUGACCUUCUACAACUAGGCCAGGGAAGCAGAUGUGCCACUAUAUUCUGGGUGGAGAUAAAGAGGACUUGAGGAUUUUGGCUCAGGAUUGGCUGAGGUGCUAAUGCACUUGGGCAUGUUCGGUUGAGAGUCCAUGGGAAUUAGACGUGGAAGGGGGCAGUGGGUUAGUCUGAGGAGCAAAGACUAGGCUGCUUGCUGUCAUCAGAGUUGCGUGAACUUAGUGGGACUGUGCUUGAGUUAGGUUUGGCAUGUUUGGAGCAGUAGCAGAAGUGUGGUUUGAACUUGGAAGCUGAAUCGAUUUGAUAAAUGUGCUACUCAAUAACAUGGUGUGUUUAUUAUGAAUUUCUAUAGCGCCUCAGUAUACAAAAUACCAUCCAACAGCCAUUGUUUCGCUUAACCUUACCAUGAUCCUAAGAAAUAGUUUUAGGACGAAAGAUGAGACUUGGACAUUUGCAAGCCUUGAAGAUUGAACAAAGAGAUGUGAGUGGGGAGUACAACGAAGCCAGGGAUCUAUAUUCCACUCCACCAUACUCCAGACCCUUCAUAUCCCAGAAAGUUCAUAAUUUUAAAGGUGUUUAUAGGCUGCCAGUCAGUGUUCCCAGAAAGUGUUCUUUGUGUUUAUUGAAUGUAAUUUGUUACUGUGUCAAUCUCUAUUGUGUGUAUAUGUAUGUAUGCAUAACUAACCUGAAUUAAUCAGGUUAAACAUGUACAAAGUGUAGAGGGGCUAACAGGCAUAGCUGCUGUCCCAUAUCUAGAACAGUAAUCUGCGGUCUGUUUGGAUCUAGGACCUUACCUUUAAUCCCAAACUGCAACAUGGACCACAGUUUAAAUUAUUUGCCCAUUUCCCCCUCUUGCUUCCAGGGGUGACCAGAUGCAAAAAGGGACAACAAGGCUUUGUACUUGGAGCACCUGUGUAGGGGUAGCUAUUCUAGUAGGCCCAGCUUGGCAUGAAAGAGGGGGACUGUGUACCCUCUGCCACACAACCAUUACAAGCGCAGGAACCGCUCUUCUCCCUUGGGGAGGGACCCUCACAAAGUGGAUGAGGAUAUGCUUCGUAUUAGAACGGUCCCAAACCCUAAAUGAUGGACACAGAACAGCAGUGGUGCCCUCCCUGAUAUGAGCCAUGUGUGGGCCCUGACCCUAGUGCUUAGAAGUUUACUGUGGGAAUAAUGUACAGGGUAGCAGAAAUCAAUGAUUAAUAUGCGGAUAUUGAUGGAAUUUAUAAUUGCGUGUGUCUCUUUUUCUAAAGACUUUCGGCCUUCUAGUAUUUGCAGUGCAAUGUUUUGUUUUAAAUAGUAUUUAAAAUGUUUCUGACUUUGGUUCUACAAUUUGCACAUAGCUUCAUUGACCUCUAAACAUUAAUAAACUGGGGUUUUUGUACAUGUUC